Molecule: messenger RNA, 2157 nt
Organism: Phaedon cochleariae (mustard beetle)
Lineage: Eukaryota; Metazoa; Arthropoda; Insecta; Coleoptera; Chrysomelidae
Source: the annotation of a GenBank genome assembly
AUAACUGAUUUCAGCUAAACGAAACUUGAACCAUGAGUUCUACUUUGCUAGUUGGGCUGAUGAAUUUUCCGCUUUUUCGACAGAUCCUCGCGGCAUUCCCCUACGGCCGCCCCACCACCGCAGACAGCCCCACCACCUCCGACCCUCCGGAGGGCUACUACGCCUUCAUCGAGUCCCCGAACGCGGAGCCGCCCGCGGUGCGCCCGCCGCCCUACACGCACGUGCGCCAGGACUGCAGAGAGGAGGAGGGCCAAGGACAGAUGGGGUCGCCCUUCAACCUGUGCGGCGACCUCAACAAGGGCGGCAUUCCGAGGAACCCGAUGGGGCAGAACGUGCUGGGGUCACCGUAUCCCUUUGAACUUAUUCGGAAUAUGACGCUAAAGUAUCUAAGCCGAACAUUACCAAUUCUUAAGGCUGACGAGACGCUACCAAAAGUUGCAGAGAUGCAAGAAGACCUCAUCUCGGAAAAUACGUUAGAUUCCUUCCAGCAAAACGACCGAAGCAGCCGGAUCAGAAGACACACUACCACCACCUCCGAUGGUGCCACCUCCGACGUUGCCGCCUCCGCCAGACAGUCCCGCAAAUUCUGCGACCAAGGCGGCGUCUUCUGCAUGUUGUACAACGCCAUCAACGGUGAAUCGCCGGCCGGCGUCCCUUCCUCGCAGAUGCCGCUAGAGAGGCGCGAAGACGUGGCAACGUCGCCGACGAGAUACGAAGGCCCGCCCACUCCGUGCCCCGCCAAGGUCGAGUACGUGACGCCGGUGUUCGCGAAGAACUACCAGGGCGUGUGGAGAUACGUGGUGCAGAUUCCGUACGAGGGGUACUUCACGCAAACUUUGGAAGUUACAAGAUGCCACUACUUAGAUGGUGGUUGUUUAUCAUCGCCAAGAUGGUCGAGUCUACUGGUAGCUGAAAUUUACUAUCCUGAUACGGUAUUGAGUAGCAGCGACUUGAAUAAUGCCCAGAGAAGUCCGAUCACAGUGUCUCAGCCACCAUCAGUUCAAGAUUUUCAGAAUUACCAGCAAUACCUCCAAAAGCGGUCUGGCCUCCAGGCAUCGGUCGUCGACCCGUCGAGCACCCAAAGGCCGCCCCAGUGCGACGGGGUGGACUCUUUGGGGUGCUUCCAAGUGCGGCUCUACUACGACUGGUUCCUGAUUCCCGGAUCGUGCAAGUGCUGGCGCCCGGACUACUUCAACAAGUACGUGAGAAGGAAAACGAAAUCCGAUCUGUAAGGGCGACUCCCGAAGACUGUUACCUGAUUCAGCGCAUACGACGAAAAGUUGUUUAGAGGUUUAUCAAAAUAGGCCGGAUGUUUUCGACUACAAAAACAUGAUACAAUGUUUUAUUGGGCAAGUACGAAGAGCUUAUAGGUGCACGUUAGAGACGUGUUGUAUUGUAGGUGGGCGGAUCUCAGCUUCCUUCUCGUUAUGUCAUGUGCGCAAGAGGGGAAUUUCACACUACUAUUCAUUACAUCACCUUGACGGAUUUUUUUAAAAUUUGUACGGACAUUUGACAAGGAGUGACAGUUAGGCAUGAACAAAAUUAUUUUAAAGCAUAUCAUAUGCGGUGCGGGAGAUGCUCCAAUGCCUCCAAUUGACUUUGGAUACACUAUACCCUAAUAAUGUUUAUCACAAGCAAUAUUAAACAAUAAAUAAUGACUAUCGUUAAUUGAUCUAGAGUUUUCUUUGCAUAAUUUUGAAUUCAAUAACUAUUCCUCUUUGGAAAAAAUGUUUCAACCAAACCAUUAUACCCAUUAUUCUAUAGGCCAGUUCUUUCUAUUUUGAUAAAUACUUCUUAUACCUACUAUUAAAAUACUUUUUGUGUGUUUGACAAAAAUUAGUUGAGACAGUUCCCGCCUGAAUCAUUUGGAAUGAUACUGAUUCAGUGGGAAGAAGGAUAUGAGUUUGCAUGCAAGAUUCGACAUUUUAUGUAUUGGUCCUUUAUUUUUAAAGUGCCUAGUAUUAUAAGAUGUCAGCUGAUAUUAAAAAGAUAUGAUACUUUUGCAUGUGAACUUUGAAUGAUGACUAUUAGUUGGAGAUUUUUCUGAAUUGAAAUUAGUAGUCAAUAAAAUUCCAUUUAUUUAGGCGACUUGUCAAGUUUAAUUUAUUGUAUAAUAUAAAUAAUAUUUUAUGUAAAACCUAAUAAAGUUAAUAUUUU